AAGAUGAUCCAAAUAGUCUGCCUGGGCAUGCUCCUACCGUCGGUGGUCCACUCGGCCCAGGGUCACUAUGCCCACAAGCUCCUCAAGGAUUUGAUGGAGAACUAUACCAGCGCCCUGCGGCCCGUGGAGGACACAGACCGAGCGCUUAACCUCACUUUACAGAUCACGCUCUCGCAGAUCAAAGACAUGGACGAGAGGAACCAGGUGUUGAUCGCCUACCUGUGGAUAAGGCAGAGGUGGCACGACGCUUACCUGAAGUGGAAUAAAGAGGACUACGACGGACUGGAGGUCAUCCACAUCCCCAGCAACCUUGUGUGGAGACCCGACCUCGUCCUCUAUAACAAGGCCGACGACGCCCUGUCGGGGCCCAUGGACACCAACGUGAAGCUGCGCUACAACGGAGAGAUCACCUGGGACGCUCCCGCCAUCACCAAGAGCUCCUGCGUGGUGGACGUCUCUUACUUCCCCUUCGACAGCCAGGAAUGUAACCUGACCUUCGGAUCCUGGACCUACAAUGGAAACCAGGUGGACGUCUUCAUGGGCAUGGACAGCGGCGACCUGUCCGACUUUGUCGAAAAUGUGGAGUGGGAGUGCCACGGCAUGCCGGCCACCAAGAACGUCAUCAUGUACGGCUGUUGCUCCGACCCGUACCCCGACAUCACCUACACCGUGCUGCUGCAGCGCCGCUCGUCCUUCUACAUCUUCAACCUCCUCCUCCCGUGCUUCCUCAUCUCCUUCUUGGCUCCUCUCGGGUUCUACCUGCCCGCAGACUCAGGGGAGAAGGUCUCCCUGGGGGUGACGGUGCUGCUGGCUCUCACCGUGUUCCAGCUCAUGGUGGCUGAGAGUAUGCCCCCCUCGGAGAGCGUGCCUCUUAUAGGCAAGUACUAUAUCGCCACCAUGACCAUGGUGACGGCGUCCACAGCUCUCACCAUCUUCAUCAUGAAUAUCCACUUCUGCGGUCCCGAGGCCAAACCCGUUCCGCGCUGGGCAAAAGUGCUCAUCAUCGACUACAUGUCCAAGAUCUUCUGCGUGUACGAGGUGGGCGAGAACUGCGCCUCCUCCGCGUCCGCUCGCUCGGCUCAGGACGAUAUCGGUCGCCGGUACUUCGCCUCCCGGAUCGGAGCCAACGGCCAAGCGGGAGGUCACAGCGGUCCAGAUGAGCGACGGGGGCAAAAGGCCGCAACGCCGCGACAACCUCCCAGAAUGAAAACUCAGCAGCACAUCACCAGGGCCGAGAGGAGCCUCUUCUCCAGCUUUCCGCUCGGGAAAUACAAAGAAUCGGACGGGAAAGUUCCGGCAGGGGACUGCUGUAAAGACGACCGCAAGGUUCCGUUUUGCCCCGGAGACAAAAAACCACCGGCCCGAAGCCCCGCGCGAACGUCAGGGGCCUGUGCGUUGUGUCGUCAUGGCAACGGCGGGGACCCGAAGUUGGCGCGCAACGUCGAGUACAUCGCAAACUGUUUCCGAGAGCAGAGGGCCACGUGCGCCAAGGGGGCCGAGUGGAAGAAGAUUGCCAAAGUGAUGGACAGGUUCUUCAUGUGGAUCUUCUUCACCAUGGUCUUCCUCAUGAGCAUCCUGGUCAUCGGGAAGGCCCCGUGA
This is a messenger RNA of Phycodurus eques (leafy seadragon), 1599 nucleotides long. Its product is annotated as neuronal acetylcholine receptor subunit alpha-9-II. Bases 4 to 1599 code for a protein of 531 amino acids. Lineage: Eukaryota; Metazoa; Chordata; Actinopteri; Syngnathiformes; Syngnathidae. The record is from RefSeq and is a predicted model, not a curated record. Gene Ontology annotation, cellular component: synapse; neuron projection; postsynaptic membrane. Gene Ontology annotation, biological process: regulation of membrane potential; chemical synaptic transmission; nervous system process. The transcript has 6 exons. Gene Ontology annotation, molecular function: transmembrane signaling receptor activity; acetylcholine-gated monoatomic cation-selective channel activity.